AUGGCUGAUGUGAUUAAAAGUGAUAUUGAGAAGAUCGAGCGAGCUCUCAACAUUCGUGUGGAAGAUGUGGAAAUUGAAGUUGCAUUAAAUGCUGCAUAUCCUCAAACGAUUUCCAAAAUUCUCGACGAACAGCAAGUUACAAGUGAACAAAUUGAUGACAUUCCUGAUAUUGAAUUAAUAGAAGAGAACUCUCCACGCACUGAUCCAUCGUCUUUACUAACAUUUGCCACAGCACUGAAUCUUUGUUAUCAGCGUAAACUGUUCCAGUUAUCAAAAUAUUGUCAAUCAUUAAUUACUACGGAGAAAGUCUAUCAAUCAUUGAAUGAAACUCUUCCAUUGCAAAGUUUCGAGUUUUAUUCGGAUCAUAUUUCCAGUCGUUUACCUAAUAUUCGUCGAAUGAUGCAACGGGAAGAAAAAGCACGUCUAAGUUCAAAUGAAACGACAGAAAAAUUAAUCGAAUGUGUUGCAGAAAAUCUACGCAAGACGAAAGAUCACGAAUUGACUCGAAGGAUUGAGAUUUUACAAACAUCGACACGUGAUAUAGUUGUUAUCGAUCAAGAACUUCAAAAUUUGAAAAAGGCAUUGGUUGAUCUACGAACUCUAUCAAAUAGAGAAUUAAUUCAACAGGAAGGUGCAAAUGAUUUCAUUGAUUGGACGUAUAUUGCUGAGACAUUAAUGAAUAACCAAUACACUGUAAAAUGCUGCCGGCAUGCGUGGCAACAACUGUGUUUACCAACUAUUCGUUACAAUCACGAUUGGUCGGAAGAAGAAGAUCAACUACUAAGAGAUUUAGUGCAAAUUCAUGGACCAUAUGCGGAUCAAUGGACAACAAUUGCAUCGAAUUUUUCGCAACGCUCAGCACUGAUGUGUGCAACUCGUUAUAUGAGUUUAGAAAACAGUCGUAUAGAUAAAUUGAAGUUUUCUAAUGAUCAAUUAAAUGAAUUCAAACAAAUGGUCGAGGAAGAUCGUCACAACAAUUAUAUUCCAUUGAACAAAAUUGCUUACAAACUCGGCUGCAGCCUUUCAACCAUACAUCGAGAAUGGCGUCGGAUUGAUCCAGAUGUUCGACGAGGCCAAUGGCAAGCACUUCUACAAAGCGUAUCAAAGCAAUCAAAUCGAAGAACAAUCAAUUGGAAUCUUGUUGCUUGUGAUGUACCUGGCCGUUCGCAAACGAAAUGUUACAAUCGAUACGUGCAUCUGACUAGAGAACGAGACAAAAUCGAGUUUCGUCCGGAAGACGAUCAAGUACUAAUCGAACAGCAUCAACUUCAAAAUGCUCGUUGGGCACAAAUCCAACCAUUUUUUCCUGGUAGAUCGUGUUAUACAUUACAAAAUCGGCUGAGGAAACUGAUGCAAUAUCGGCACAUAAAUGAACUAUUCCAUGUUCAACAAAUAACAGUUCAGUCGUUCAUUUUAAGACAAUUUCCAAGCAAAGAAUCAGUCAUUUCCACUUCGAAUAGUAUGUAUCAAACCCCAGGAUUUCAAUUAACAUACGAUCAACUGCAAUAUUUAACGUCGAAUUCUUUAUUUAUUCAACUUUGCAAUGAAAUCGACUUGAAUCAGAUAAAUGGUUCAAUGGGUAUUCGACAAUUCCUCAAUAAACUAUCUACAUGUCAAAAUGUCGAUGAAAUGAAACAACAUUUAUUUUCAAUGAAAGCAACUCGUCGUAAGACAAAUAAAUAG
This is a messenger RNA of Adineta ricciae, 1683 nucleotides long. The record is from the annotation of a GenBank genome assembly. Lineage: Eukaryota; Metazoa; Rotifera; Eurotatoria; Adinetida; Adinetidae.